GAGUUCCUGGUUGGAGGUAGGUUUCUGGCCAUAAAAGUCAUGAUCGCCUCUCCGAGGCUUUCCCAACUGGCUCAAGUCUUACUCGUGCAUUGUAUUACCGACAAUCUCAAAUAUUUGAAGCCAUGAGAGGACUUACCUUGAGCGCUAUACCCUUGUGGUGGGCUGCCGGGGCGAUUGCUGCUCCCACCCGGGUACAGGCUGUACCUCCGGCUGAAUUCACACCGAACACGAGGGUUGGCCCUGGGGGAAACAAGUACAAGGACUCGCCUCAUUUCCGCGUUUAUGAUGCCGCGAGCGAUUCUGUCGCUAGCUCUGUUCUACAGACUCUGGAGUCGGCCUACGACUGUUUCGUGACCAGUCAGGGAUGGAGGUCGACGGGCCUAUCAUUCAAUCAGGACAAUGAUAACGGCCCCUGGUAUAAAAUGAAUGUCUACGAUGUAGUAGACUUAGGAGCCAACACUGCUGCCAAUACCGGGACAGAUAGCGCUACUGGCUUAAGUUUUCUAAACGUCGUUACGCAAUGGAUGAAUACAUCCUCAAUUACAGUUCACGAGUUUGGACAUGCCCUCACGUAUGCUGAGAGGUACUGGAUUAAUCAGGGCCGAACAGGGGCGUGGUGGGAGACGGUCGCUAACUUCGUCGCCGAUACGUUUAUAACUUCAUCGAUCUGCGAGGAAUCAAGGGCGCGUUACAAUCAGCCAAGUGGCGACACGGUCAUGAACCUCAACAAGGUUAUAAGCGAUUCCUUUCAGGUUAUCGUGGACGGAUCAAGGGACACCGGGAACUAUUACGAGGCAUGGCCUUUUCUAACUUACAUCACCAACAAUCCGGACAACUAUGCUGGCCUUGGAAUGAAGAAUUUCCCGAACGUAUGGCGAAAAUACAGGAGGGACAGCAACGAAACCCCUCUGCACGUUUUGGAUCAGCUCGCGUCGCCUACUAAAAUCCAAACGAUCGUUGGCCGUUACUGGGCGAGAAUGGCGUAUGUCGAUCUUGGGCAUGAAAAAGCUAGGGUCUUAUUUGAGAAACAGAGGAAGGAGUUCAACUACGCAAACUUGGAUUCCCAGGGUAGUGGCAGGUAUCGGGUCAAGCCAGCUCGACAGCCGCGUUAUAUGGGUGCCAACAUUAUUCCCCUGAAAGCGACCAAAUCAUCGAUCAGCAUCGCCGUGACCGCUACGGCGCCAUAUACAGCUACACUUGCUGUAAAGGGUUCUAAUGGAGCCAUUCGAUAUAUCGAAGUGGUAGAUAACAAGGUCCAAGCAACUUUGGCUAGUGGGGAGGAAGCCACCCUUGUGGUUGUGAACACGCCGAAUACUCUCUAUCUGUAUGAUCCUUUCUCACUUACUAGCGACGUAAGUCGGGGACUGGACUACCAGCUGCAGAUCACAGGCGCAAGUGUUUAAUAGAUUCAAGUCUAUAGAGAGGUAGCCACUAAUGAGGAAGCUUGGUCAUGGACGAAAGGUUAUUCGUUAGCUACAUGUAUCUAAGGUUAUCAUGUAAAUUGGACUUAAUAUAGUCUUACGCAAACCUAGACGAUGUUGAUUGGCUGGCCAACACUACCCGCCCAACCGGCAAUAUGAAGAUAUAUUAAGCCAUGACUCCAGAACGGCACUUCAGGUCGACGGUUUUCCACUAAUAAUAGAA
Molecule: messenger RNA, 1644 nt
Organism: Daldinia caldariorum
Lineage: Eukaryota; Fungi; Ascomycota; Sordariomycetes; Xylariales; Hypoxylaceae
Exons: 1
Coding region: 123-1403 (426 amino acids)
Source: RefSeq, a predicted model, not a curated record